Messenger RNA from Scaptodrosophila lebanonensis, 1008 nucleotides. RefSeq names its product glycine-rich protein DOT1. NCBI's taxonomy places the organism in Eukaryota, Metazoa, Arthropoda, Insecta, Diptera, Drosophilidae. The record is from RefSeq and is a predicted model, not a curated record.
AUGUCUGGCGAGGAUGUCGAGAACUACGUGAAGUUCCAUAGAUUUCGCUUAAGCAAGAAACUUCCAGCAAUGAAGAUCUUUGUGUGUUUGUUCGCUACACUCGUUGCCACUUGCUCGGCUGGCAUCCUUGGUGGUGGCGGCGGUGGCUAUGGUGGUGGUCAUCAGGAAAUCAAAACUGUUAAGGUCAUCCAUGAGGAGGGCGGCCAUGGUCAUGGCGGCGGUUACGGCGGCGGACAUGGUGGUUUCAGCGGCGGUCACCAGGAAGUGAAGACCAUUAAGGUCAUCCAUCAGGAAGGUGGCCAUGUGGGCGGCGGUGGCUUCUCGCAUGGUGGUUUCUCCGGCGGACAUGGCGGUGGCCAUCAAGAGAUCAAGACUGUAAAGGUUAUUCAUCAGGAAGGCGGCCAUGUGGGCGGCGGCAGCAUCGGCGGUGGUUACUCCUACGGCGGCGAUCAUGGCGGACACCAAGAAGUCAAGACUGUUAAGGUGAUUCACGAGGAGGCCGGUGGACAUGGACAUGGACACGGCGGUUUCUCCGGCGGACACGGCGGCGGUCAUCAAGAGGUGAAAACUAUUAAGGUCAUCCAUGAGGAAGGUGGUCAUGUAGGUGGCGGCAGUAUCGGCGGUGGUUUCGUGGGCGGACACGGCGGCGGUCACCAGGAAGUGAAAACUAUUAAGGUGAUCCAUCAGGAAGGCGGCCAUGUCGGCGGCGGUGGUUACUCGCACGGUGGUUUCUCCGGCGGACACGGCGGCGGCCAUCAAGAAAUCAAGACUGUUAAGGUUAUUCACCAGGAAGGCGGCCAUGUAGGUGGUGGCAGCAUCGGCGGUGGCUACUCCUAUGGUGGUGACCAUGGAGGACACCAGGAGGUCAAGACUGUCAAGGUGAUUCACGAGGAAGCCGGUGGACAUGGACAUGGACACGGUGCUGGUCCUGGUCCCAGCCUAGAGUACCUGCCUCCCGUUUCAGCACCCGCCCCCGGCUAUCUGCCCCCCUCCGGUGGCUGGAAAUAA